Molecule: messenger RNA, 3620 nt
Organism: Scomber scombrus (Atlantic mackerel)
Lineage: Eukaryota; Metazoa; Chordata; Actinopteri; Scombriformes; Scombridae
Product: phosphatidylinositol transfer protein beta isoform
Exons: 11
Coding region: 33-845 (270 amino acids)
Biological process (GO): phospholipid transport
Cellular component (GO): cytoplasm
Molecular function (GO): phosphatidylcholine intramembrane carrier activity; phosphatidylinositol binding; phosphatidylinositol transfer activity
Source: RefSeq, a predicted model, not a curated record
AGUGCCAGUGUCGAAGAGAGGAACACGCUACGAUGGUUCUUAUCAAAGAGUACCGUGUGGUUUUACCCUGUAGUGUUGAGGAGUAUCAAGUGGGACAGCUGUUCUCAGUGGCUGAAGCAAGUAAAAAUGAGACGGGUGGCGGUGAGGGCAUUGAGGUACUCAAGAAUGAGCCCUAUGAAAAAGAUGGAGAGAAAGGACAGUAUACACACAAAAUCUACCACCUGAAGAGUAAAGUCCCAGGGUUUGUCAAGAUGUUAGCCCCCGAAGGCUCCUUGGUAUUUCAUGAAAAAGCCUGGAACGCCUACCCUUACUGCAGAACCAUUGUGACGAAUGAGUAUAUGAAAGACAAUUUCUUCAUUAAGAUUGAGACGUGGCAUAAACCAGACGUUGGAACACAAGAAAAUGUGCACAAACUAGACAGGCCCACAUGGCAGGAUGUCACUGUUGUACCCAUUGACAUUGCAGACAGAAGUGUGUCCUCUGCUGACUACAAGCCAGAUGAAGACCCCGCCAUAUUCAAGUCAGUGAAGACCGGCAGAGGACCCCUGGGUCCCAAUUGGAAGAGAGAGCUAGCGAGUAAGACUGACUGCCCAAAGAUGUGUGCCUACAAACUGGUCACAGUCAAGUUCAAGUGGUGGGGUCUGCAGACCAAAGUGGAAAACUUCAUCCAUGAGCAAGAAAAGAGGAUCUUCACUAACUUUCACCGUCAGCUUUUCUGUUGGAUUGAUAAGUGGGUGGAGCUGACUAUGGAGGACAUCCGACGGAUGGAGGAAGAGACACAGAGGGAGCUGGAUGAGCUCCGCAAACGGGGUGAAGUACGAGGAACCAGUGCUGCAGACGAAUGAAAACGGGACACUGAUUUUUUAAAACGACCACGAUGACAGCAGUGAUGGAGAUCGCUAAGAGGGCUUCUUUGGUGCCACUUUUUACCUUAACUGAUUCAGGCAGUGGAGGUGGGGUGGGGUGGGGGGGUUCUCUGCUACCUGCAAUCUAUAGAGCAGAUCCCUGACUUGCACCCAAUCAUAGACAUUCUAUCCACUGAGGAAUUGAUUUCUAGAAACCAACACGAUCCUAGCUGAUAAGACUCUGGUUAUUUUGAUCUCCUGGGCAGAGAAAGGCCAGCUAUCAGCAUCAUGUUAUUGACAAGACUUAGGCUUCUGGAUAGAUAUGAAGAAGAGCUACUUGUGAUUAAAGAUAAUUCUUUUUACAGCAACAAAUUCAUUGGCUUGAAUCCAGUGGCAGGUGUUGGACCAAAUAUUUCUUCUUGUUAUUUUGGCAAUUUGUGAUUUUUUUCCCCCCCUCCUUUUAUAUCUCCAAAACAUUCCUCUCAAGAUGAUGCCCUGUCUGACCUUUCUUUGUCUUCACAGUUUUAACUGUACAUACUGUGGCUCAGUGGUUUGCAUUCCCUGGCAUGAGUCUGUCUGUCAUACUCAUGUUCCUUCCUGCCACAGCCUCCAUUAAGAGAUUACUAACACCCUUGGCGCCUUGGCCUAUUGUAAUCCUUCCCCCAUCACCCCACCUCACCCAAAGCACUGCAUCUUAUUAACUCUGACAAUCAUGUCUGUGCAGGUAUUCACUCACUUCCACACACACACACACACACACACACACACACAUGCAUAUGACACAUAUACAUCAGGCACAUACAGAUAAACAUGUGAAAUCAUUCUCACAUACACACUCACAGGUGUGGAUGCCUUUGCGGUGACUGAGCUCUUGAAAGCUCAAGCUGGGCAGAUCCAUGCAAGCUUGAUCAACCAAAGGAUGUUACUUUGGAUGUGUUUAUAGCUCUCACUGAUUUUUUUUUUCUCUCUCUCUCUCUCUCUCUCUCUGACUCUGUCCUUUCCCCGACACACUCCUUAUCCUUAUUCUGAAAACAUUCACACAUAACAUACAACACUGCAUUCACCUCCAGAACAGAUGUCCCCAGAGAAAAACUGCACUGAAAAACAGCCACAGAUGGUGCUAUACCCCUCCAGCCUCUGUCACAAACUAAAGCGCUCACCCCGCCUCACCCAGCCCACCCCCAGAGGCCUGUCUUACUCAUCUGGCUCUCCGUGGUAGAGCGGGGUUUCCAAAAGGCCUCUUGCCUCUCUGCUUCAUCCUAGGUGUGUUUACAGAUUCAUAAAAAGCCUUACCAGUGCCCAGUCGACACCAGCACCACACACUGCUUGCCUUAAUCUCUGGACUUUUGCACCUAUUGGACCUAUUAUACCUGUUUUACCUCUGCUGCCAGCCGUUUGCUCUAGCUACCUCCCUCGUUUCUGACCGUCAAUUUCCCCCCGACACCUAAAGGUUAGCACUAGCUAUUACUGUAGCUGCUACAUGUUGGGAGUAAAUCAUGGCAGAGCUUUAUGAGCGAAGUUGUCUGUGAUAACUCUGUUUUCUUGAAAGUGUAGAAUUUCAUGUGAUUCCCUUUUAUGUUUCCCGAUACUGUACGUGUCACUGCGCCUCAGCAGGUGCAGUUCCUUCAAGCAAAAAGUUCUCAAGUCAGAAGAGUCUGUGCAUCUUUUGUUGCUGCAGAUUUACAUCUCUGCCUCAGACCAGCCAUGUGAUGGAUAUGCCAUAUUAAUGACUCUUGACUUUCAACCUCAUUGUGUACUCUCCCCCCUGUAGGCUUCAGAAUCAUGGGGCACUGGCCAACAGUGUUGAUCAUCACUAGUGUUACAGUAUACAGUACAAGUGCUUUCAUCACUUGAUGCUUACUGGUGUUUUUUUUUUUUUUUUUUUUGUGCGUGUGUAUGUGUGUGUCAAUGUCUGUCAAAUAGUUUAUUAGGAAUUGGGAGUUUGUUUUCUUAGAACUGUUUAACCUCAACCAUUUCCCCCAUAUUUUCCUUUCAAGACACAGAUGUUGUAGUGUUGUUGUUGUUUUUUAAUUAUUAUUAUUUUCUGUAAAUCUAAUGAGGGGGAUUUGAUCACUUUUUCUGUAAUGGGUUAUUUGCAUGUCCAAAGAGCGUGAAUGGAUUUCUGAUGUGUUUACAUGUAUUCAGCACUUGCAGGCUAGGAAAAUAGGAACAUUUGAAAUCAACUGUCGGAGGCAAAACUUCAACAAAACAACACAAGGAUCCUUUUUGAUAUUGUUGCUCAUUGGUUGCCUCAGACAAUUGAUUUCCUUUCACCAUACCGUGCGCUUUCAGUGGGGAACAUGGCAUUACAGUUUCAACGGGAUGGGAAGUGGUUGUCUUAUAGCUUGUGCCAUUUUAUCUCUGUACGUAUGAAGACAGUCAGUUGCUCUUUGUUACUGUACUAGGAUGUUGUGUGUAUGUCUUAAGGAGUGAAAACUAUGAAACAAAUGGUCUUCAGUGUAAUCAAUGUUUUCUGUGUGUAUCUUGUGUCAAUGGCUAAAGACUACUUAAAUCAGUGGUUAAACCAUGUGUCAAGACAGUGAUAUGUGAGAGAGAGGAAGUAUCACAAAGCAACUGUACAGUCUUAGCCUAAUUUAUGAAAUCUACAACUCUUUAAUUUCUCAACCGCUUGCUUUUAAAUGUUUCUGAUCAGCUUUUGAAAUUCAGGGGACAUGGUAGUGAAUGUAUGAUAUUUUGUGCCUUUUUCUUUCCGUAGAUCUUUUUGUGUGCCAUUAAGUCUACAUAUAUUGUAUCUAAAUAUCAAAUAAAUUUCGC